This is a messenger RNA of Acyrthosiphon pisum (pea aphid), 2077 nucleotides long. RefSeq lists its product as uncharacterized. The record is from RefSeq and is a predicted model, not a curated record. NCBI's taxonomy places the organism in Eukaryota, Metazoa, Arthropoda, Insecta, Hemiptera, Aphididae. The coding region runs from base 1 to 1470 and encodes 489 amino acids. The transcript is spliced from 9 exons.
AUGUCGUACAAAAAACAGUCGAAUCUAAGUAGCCGAACUAAGAGAAGAAGAGUUGAAGAUGAACUCAGAAAUAUAGCUUCAUUUAUUUCAGACCCCAUGAUUGAUCAUAAUGUUAUGCCACAAUCCAAUUCAUCAAAAAUCAAUUUUGUCCCAGGAGUAAACUCAAAUUCGAAUGUAUUUGUAUCUACUUCUAAUAUUUCUGAUGAAAAUGUUAAUUUUACACCUCCACAAAGAACUGAAUGGGCUGUCAAUUGUAAAAUAACACAGAGUGCUCUUAAUAGUUUACUUGUUGUUUUGAGACAACACACCUGUUUUGAAUACUUACCUAAAGAUUCUAGAACAAUCUUACAAACUCAAGCAUUAGACACCUCAAAUUUUCAUAUCGUAGAACCUGGUCCAGAUACAAGAGUCAUAUCUUCAAAUAAAUUGGUUGGACACAAUAAGUCUUCAGAAAUAGUUCAUACAACAUCGUCGCCAUUCAAAGUAACAUUGAACCAAUCUAUAGAGGAGUCAUCAGCUGAUACAAAUACUUCAGUUAAUAAUUCUGUACUAGAUUAUCUACAAAAAAUGAACCGAACCAUUUGCAAUAUUAAUUACGAUCUGAACAUGAUGGCUGAUAAAGUUAAUAAUAUUGAGGGCAUGCUGUUCAACGAUUUCAAGAGAGAAGAUCAAAGUAAAAGAAAUUGUGAGGAUACGUUUCAAACCGAAUUCAAUAAUCUUUUGCCUCUUGAAACCGAGGAAAACUUGCAGACGUUUGAAAUUAAGCUUUUAAAUAAAGAGUUUAGAGCUAAAAUGGUUGAAGAAAUUAAACGGUAUUCCCGAAAUACAUUACCGAGCACUGUGCGUGCAAUUAUGCGCAUUAUUUUCAAAGAUAGACUUCUAGAAGAGUAUAGCUAUAAAGGAAUAGGAAAUAAAAAAGUGUUUUACACACUAGCAACAUGUUCUAUUAUAUUUGAUGUUGAAAAUCCUCUAAAAAUAUUUAUAGCUGGUGCCAAAUUUAGAGACUCUACUCGCAAAAAUAGUCAAAAUCAGGAAGCUGAUCCAUUAGAUGAUGCAUCGGCUUCGGCCUAUGAAGGUGCUGAAAAAAAGAAUAUUCCUUGUGACCAUCAUCCCGGUACACCUAUAUUCCAUGAGGGUAUGAAAUAUUGGUCCUGUUGUAAUAAAAAGACGACAGAUUUCCAUGCAUUUUUAGAACAAGAUGGGUGUUUUCAAGGAAAACAUUGUUGGAUUAAAGAAACGAAAAUUAACGGACAUACCAACUGCCGUUUAGACUGGCAUCAAAGUGGACCUUGGGUUGUAAUAUCAAUCUUUGCCAAAAAAUAUGACCCAAACAAUUCUUUUGUGAGAUUGUCUCCAGUAAAACUGUCUGUGGAACUAAACUUCCCUUUUGACAAUUCUGUGUUUUCUAAAAACAUGGAACUUUAUGGGAUUGUCAACGUAAAUGCAAGUUGUGUGUCCAUGUUGAGAUAAAGCUUAAAAAAGCAGAAGCAGUAUCAUGGGGUGUAUUGGAAUAUCAAAAGCGUAAACUUUCAAAUGGUACAAAACAAACUUUAAAUUCAGAAACAAAUGACAGACAUUAGAAAAAUUAAAAUGUCUUUGUGAAAACUGUUGACUUUGGUAUAUUUCUUGGCCCUCGUUUAUUAUUUAGCAAUGGUAAUGAUUUUAUAAUAUUAUUAAAUCAAUAACUCUUAGUGUAAUAUAGGUACCCCAUACCCUAUAACCAAUAACUUUUAAUACAACAGUAUAAUAAAAUUAUAAUAACCCACUCAUUUUGAGCUAUACGCUUAUAUGUAGAUGUCUAUAAUAAAAUAUAGGUGAUGAUAAUAAUUAUAAAAUGUGAAAAAAUUCUGAAAACCAAUUAUUAUUAUGGGUGGCCCCGAAAAAUCGAUGAAUAUAAAUUGGGGGCCUAAAGUUUCUUUUUGCUAACUUACCCGCUAGUUGUGCCACUGCACAUCCAAGCAAUUGUUUAAAAAAGAAAUAUACCAAUACAGAAAGCACAAACGCACUUUUAUUUUUUCUAUAAUUUAUUCCAAUAUUGUUUUAAUUUAAAUCUUAAACUCAAGUUAAAAAUAUUGUA